CAAAUGCAAGGACUUGAGCUGGUUCUGAGCUCCUAAAUAAACACCAUAUAGGCCCAUGCCGAUAAGGGGCGUCCCGUGUGCGUGGACGGUGGAAGAAUUCAAGAGCUGGCUGAAGCAGUUCGACGUGGACCGCGACGGCAAGAUCAGCAAGGCCGAGCUCCGCCAGGCCAUCCGCCGCCGGGGCUGCUGGUUCGCCACCGCUAGGGCCGGCCGCGCCGUCCGCCGCGCCGACAGAGACCACAACGGCUACGUCGACGACGCCGAGCUCGAGAACCUCGUCGCUUUCGCACGGGAACACCUCGGCAUGAAUAUAUCUGCCCGUUAGCUAGCUCGGUAGAGCUUUGCCUGCUCAGAUUAAUGCAUGCCCAGUAUGGUAACUUGCAUCGUGUGAUGGGUUCAACUUGAUAUGGAAACUUCUGCUGAAUAAUAUGUGUAAAUCCAGGAGAAUUUGUUAAGGUUUGUUACUACUCCCUCCAUUUCUAAAUAUAUGUCUUUUUAGAGACUUCA
This is a messenger RNA of Hordeum vulgare subsp. vulgare (domesticated barley), 507 nucleotides long. Its product is annotated as squidulin-like. The coding region runs from base 56 to 325 and encodes 89 amino acids. Gene Ontology annotation, molecular function: calcium ion binding. Lineage: Eukaryota; Viridiplantae; Streptophyta; Magnoliopsida; Poales; Poaceae. The record is from RefSeq and is a predicted model, not a curated record. The transcript has a single exon.